AAGAAGAGUGAGUGGCCGGCCGCCCCCCUCAGUGGGAACGGGGGGAAUGGACGGACAGCCACUUCUAUAGACGGAGAGCCUCUCAGAGCGAAACCUACUGCUGCAGGUAUAGCUGUGUGUGUGUGUUUUCUGUGUGUGUGUAUUUCAUGAAUACUAUGUGUGUGUUAUGUGCGUGCAUCCGUGUGUGUGUGUUUCUCAUGUGUCCUCUCUUUCUGUGUAGGCCCUGAAUGGUUUUGUCCUGGUGGUCACCACUAAUGGCUCCAUCUUCUACCCUCUCCAACCAUCCAGGAUUACCUGGGCUUCCACCAGGUACAUACUGAUCAUUACUUAUUGAUUAUAGAAUUGUUGAAUAUAGGAUUAGGAUGACUUGGGCACUAUAUUUAUGACUCUUGUAGCAUUCUGGGUGUUAAUUCUGGGCUUAUUUAUUGAUGUAUAUAAUGCUGUCCAGUCUGAUGUGGUGCACCAGAGUGUUUACGACCUGAUCCACAUGAAUGACAGAGCUAUGUUCCGGUGUCAGCUUCACUUCGCCCUCAACCCCAACCAGAACGACUCAGAGGCCGGGCCAGACGGUGUGUACAGUAAAUGGACCACAGCACUCUGAACAUGCUCUGUUUCUUUUAGUGAUUGGUAUGUUGUUGAUAGAACAGUCCAUAUAUCUCAACAUGUAUCUAAUGGUAAUGUCAUCUGUCCUCUGCAGCCAUGCAAUCUAGCAACAGGCCCCAUAGUGAGUCAAUGAGCUACCUGCCCCAGCACAUCCCUCCAGAGAACAGCUCCUUCCUAGAGAGAAGCUUCUGCUGUCGCUUCCGCUGUCUACUAGACAACACCUCCGGCAUCCUGGUAGGACCACAUGAAAAAUAAAGAUAUGAUAAAUACAUAUAUCAAAUGUGAUCCAUAGGUUAACCAUAAUCCAUAAAUGACAUGGACAGCACUCUCCGAAAAAUACAUUUGAAUGAUUCACUGAAUGCAACAUGCUCUCUCUCUCCUCUAGGCGUUGAACUUCCAGGGGCGUCUGAAGUAUGUGUGUGGCCAGGGGAGGCUGGGGGAUGACGGGGUCACGGCCCCCGCUGAGCUGACCCGCUUGCCAUCGCUGUGCCCCUGCAGCCCCCGGCUGUCAUGGAGAUCAGGACCAAGACACUCAUCUUCCAGACCAAACACAGACUGGACUUCGCCCCCAUGGGUAUAGACACCAGGUACUAUAGACACCAGGUACUGGAGUAACCCCAAAAUCCUGCAGUGUUAGAACCCUUACCCUAACCCUAUGGGCAUAGACACCAGGUACUGUACAGAAAGAAGGGGAAGCAAUGUGUGUAAUCCCUCAUCACGUCUCACAGCAUCACUGAGAACAUUGUACCCUCCCUGGGACUAAUAUAGAGGGAACUUGAGAGGACAAUGUUGGUUUCCUUCUAAUAAUAUGUGCUCUGUCAUCGGACCUUCAUAAAUCGACCUGUGUGUGUGUGUCCGUGUGUGUGUACCAUGUGUCUCUUCGAUCCCCUCCAGAAGUAAAUUGGUGCUGGGUUACUCUGAGACAGAGUUGGUCACUUGAGGCUCAGGCUACCAGUUCAUCCAUGCUGCUGACAUGAUGUACUGCGCAGACAACCACCUCAAAAGUGAGUUAGAUUGUAGUUACUCAUUACACACAUGCACACACACACACACGCAUAUGAGUAAAACAAUUCUGAAGCUUACAUCUGGUAUUUUGCAAGCCAACAUUCAGUAUGAUGCAGUCUGACUCCUCUCUCUCUCUCUCUCUCCCCCCCCUCUCUCUCUCUCUCUCUCUCUCUCCUCUGAAAAAACAGGAGAGACUGGUUUCACCAUCUUCAGGCUGCUGACUAAGGCAGGUGUGUGGGUUCAGGCCAACGCCAGGGUCGUCUUCAAGGCAGGGAGACCCGACUUCAUCGUCGUUCGACAGAAAGCCCUAACGUGAGCCUACUGUUGACAUUUAUCUUUACUCAAAAUAGUUGUAUCAUUCCAUGGUAUGGUUUAUAUACGGUAUGUUUUAGUGGCCUUUGACCUUUGUCACCCAUCUACAGGAACCAGGAGGGCGAGGAGCACCUGCGUCAGAAGAGAAUACAGCUUCCCUUCAACUUUGCCACUGGAGAGGCUCUGCUGUAUGAGUCCUGUUCCUCUCUAGGUACUGCCAUUAUGCCUCCAGGACCACCCAUCCCCCAAGGCCUCACUCCCCCAGGCUCCAGCCCUGAAGACAAGCCCCUAGAACCUGCCUCUCUCCUGGGGCCCCUACUCUGUCAAGACUGUUCCGUUUACACUCAGCCCCAGGACCCUAACCCUAGCCUGGACCUCCAGGACUUUUCCCCAGACUUAGACCUAGCCUUCCCCCAGGAACAGGACCCAGGCCUGGAGAGACCCUUCCUGGACAGCCACGCUCUGCUGAGUGUCCCCAGGGAACUUCAGGGGCCCCAGAGGCCCAGCAGGGGAGACCCCACAGCCCAAGCCAUGAUGGACUCUCUGGGGGAGAUCCUGGGUGAGAUGGGGGUGGGGGCUUGGAGGGGCUGAGGUUGGAGGAGACAGAGCUGAGGAAGUGGGAGAGCACCCUCUUCAGGAUCAACAUGGAACAGCAGGAUGUGACGGGGAAGCUGGAUGAUAUCUUAGCCAAUGACGUGUUCUCAUAUGUGGAGGAGGCUCUGAUGAGGGAGAGUGAUGGUGGAUGUGUGAUUGGGACAGGCCACUGAGCCAAUAAACGGGCUCCCUGCUCACAACACUGCCAAUCAGAACACACUGGGUGUGUUCCCUCACUCCCAGAGUUCCAUAUUGCCAGGCAACCAGGGGUUCAAUGGCGGGAACGGCUCACACAGUGAGAACCAAUGGCAGAUGGCUGGUCCACACAUGACCUAUAAACUCAACAGCUAUGAAGAGCAGAGGCUGCUGGGAAAUUGA
Molecule: messenger RNA, 2892 nt
Organism: Coregonus sp. 'balchen'
Lineage: Eukaryota; Metazoa; Chordata; Actinopteri; Salmoniformes; Salmonidae
Source: the annotation of a GenBank genome assembly